GCUGGCCGGGCCACCAGGCCCCACAUGAGCAGCAAUAGCUUCGACGAGACGGAGCUGCUCGUGGCGUGGAUCUGCGAGCGCAUCCGGCUGCCGGGCUACGCGCCCACCAAGUGGUCGCCGGCCGACUCGGCGAUCGUCAAGGAGUUUGCGGAGAGUGCCAACGUGCCCGCGCUCUUCGUGUCGACGACGCCGCCUGCCGGUGGCCUCCGCGUGAGCACCGCCGCGCCGCGCGACGCCAGCUCCAUCUUUUACUUUGUCAAGAACGGCCAAGUAGCCGUGAAAGCGUCGAGUGCUGCCAGCAGCCUCCAGUUCGGGUCCAUCUCGGGCGAAGGCAUUGCGUCAUUGCUGCAGCUCAUGAACACGUUCUACCUCCAGCGACUGCAGCACGAGAAGAACUGGCCCGAGAGUGUUCAGAAGGAAUUCACAGCGCAGUUCUACCGCUUCAUGUCGAGCUUGACCGAGACGGUCUCCCGGGGCCUCGGCAAGACGGUCUUGUACCUGCCACCGAUCGCGAGUGAGAAGAUGAACCACAAGGACAAGGACCUUGUCCAGCAGCUCGAGUCGACGGUGAUCCAUUGGACGCGGCAGAUCAAGGAGGUCGUCAACAACCAAGACAACGCCCACGACGCAGAAGGCGCGGGGCCGCUCGAAGAAAUCAAGUUUUGGGAGCACCGCACCGAAGACCUCUCGGGCAUCACCGAGCAGCUCAACCGCCCUGGCGUCAAAGACAUUGUCGACAUCCUCACGCUGGCCAAGUCGUCGUACUUGCAGCCGUUCGAAACCCUGAGCCAGAUCAUCAAGCAAGGGUCGUUCGAGGCCAACGACAACCUCCGGUUCCUCAAGAAGCUCUGUCCGAUCUGCGAGCAAAUGGCGAAAGCGACGCCGAGCGAGAUUCCUACGCUCUUACCCAAGCUCCUCACGUCCAUUCGGCUCAUUUGGAUGUACUCGCGCUACUACAACACCGAGGACCGCAUCACGUCGCUUCUCCGCAAGGUCUCGAACGAGAUCAUUGCGCUCUCGGCCAAGACCAUCUCGCUACGCGACAUCUUUGACGGCGACGUCGUCCGCAGCAUCCGCAACCUCGAGGAGACCAUCGCGUGCGGCGUGGCUUGGAAAACCAUCUACGCCAACGUCACCAACGCCGUCCAACGCGAAGGCGCGCUCCAGUGGCAUUUCGAUGAUACGAGCAUCUUUGCCCAAGUCGAUGCGUUCGUGCAGCGCUGCCGCGAGCUCCUCGAAGUGUGCGAGGGCCAGAUUCAGUUUGCGCGCAAAGGCGGGGGCUCGACGAGUCUGCCGUGUUUUGGCGGCAACCGCGGCCUCGAGAUCGUGAAAUCGCUCAUGGGCAUCGAGACGCAGUUUGAGGGGCACAUUGACCGCCUCCGCAAGCUCGACUACGACAUCCUUGACGUCAAAAUCACCUUCUGGCACAGCGACUUUAACGCGUUCAAGAACGGCGUCAAAGACUUGGAGGCCAUGACGCAAAACGUCGUCAACGCCGCGUUCGACUCGGUGUCGACAAUUGCGGCCGGCUGCGAUUUGCUGCAGGCCUUCCAGACCAUCUCCAAGCGCGAAGCCAUUCGGCGCUGCCUCGAGAAGCGUACGAUCGACGUGUACGCGAUGUACAAGGCGCAGAUCUCGACGGUGCGCAGUCUCUUUGAGAAGAACAAGGGCGCGCCCCCGCUCUCGGCCACCGAGCCGCAGUACGCAGGCGCAGCGCUCUGGGCGCGCGGGCUCCUCCUCAAGUGCAAGGAAGAUCUCACGCGCCUCUCGCAGCUCACGAGCUUGCCCUCGGGCGCGAUCGAGUUUGACGAAGCCACGUCGCACUUCGAUGGCCUCAAAGCCGUGCUGAACGACUACAUUCAGAAAAAGUACCACGACUGGAUCGACGAGCUCAAUGAACUGGGGCAAGCGAACCUCAACGCGCGGCUCGAGAACCCGCUCAUGACCAAAGUCGGUGCCGAGAUGCUCGCCUCCGCCGCGGCCUUGCCGACGGCCGACGCCCUUAGCACCAAUUCGAAUGCUGCGGCGUCGGUCGCGCAGCCAGCCUCCGGCGACGCACCAGUCGAGAAGCUCAUUGGGCGCUCCAAGAAAGGGUUUCUGCACUGCAACUUUGACCGGCCGCUGCUCCAGCUCUUUGCCGAGGUGCAUUAUUGGCUCUACUUCAACGGCGAGGUCCAGAUCCCGUACAUUGCUCACGAUAUCUGCAACCAGAAGGAGCAGCUGCGCGUGCUGCGGGAACACGUCGUGCUCGUCAUCCGCGACUACAACCGCAUUCUGCACGAGCUUUCGUCGACCGAGCGUCGGCUCUUUGACGACAUCAUCCGGAAGCUCGACCGGCGCAUCCAGCCCGGGCUUCAAAAGCUCACGUGGCAGAGCAAGGGCAUUGUCGACUGGUACGUGGCCGACUGCCGCAAGCACUGCGACACGACGUACCGCAUCGUGCGCGAGUUCCAGGACAACAAGGAGCUCAUCGCGAGCAACUGCAAGAUGAUUGCGGGCCUCAUGCACAUUGCGAUCGAGCGCAACUCGGUCUACGACGACGGCGUCUUCGAAGUCAAGCAAGCGAGCCACCGCAAGGAGAUUGAGAAGAAGCUGCGCGACGCGUACGAGAGCAUCCGCAGCACGAUGGGGGCCAUGUACACGCACUUUGCCAGCGGCCCCCCGGACGUCCAGCGCGAGUGGGCGCGGUUCGUCGAGCGCGCCGACAAAAGUCUCGAAGACGCCCUCCGUCAAAGCGUCAAGAAAUCGCUCCAGGAGCUCAGCAAAGCCAUCAACGGCGACGCCAAGACGGACCCGCACCCGCUCUUCCGCGUGCACGUGGUCCUCGAAGACGGCCGCGUCGAGUUCCACCCGCUCAUGUCCAACCUCACGCAGAUGGUCAACACGGUGGCCAAGGAGAUCUUCAACGUCAUCUCGGUCGUGCCGCGGCUCACAUCGCUGCUCACGAGCACGGCCGAGCCGGUCGCGGACGCGCCGGUCGUCGAAGACACGUUCUACCAGUCGAUCUUCCAGGACGAAGAAAUCCUCAAGGUCCUCGUGCACAUUAUGAACGGCAUGUCGGCGAGUGCGACCGAGCUGCAAAAGUACCUGGGGUACUGGGACAAGUACAAGCUGCUCUGGAACCAAGACAAGCAAGCGUUCAUUCGGCGGUACGCCAAGGCCAAUCGCCCGCUCUCGCAGUUCCGCGUCGACAUUGAGCGCUACCGCGAGCAGCAGGUGUCCAUCGCGAACGAAGACCUCACCAACACCAUCAACUUUGUGCAAAUCGACACGAAUCUGCUCAAGGCGAGCCUCGUCGACCACACGGUCCAGUGGAUCGGCAAGCUCACGGGGCUCCUCAACCAAACCGCCGCCGACGAGCUCCGUGCGCUCAACCUGAUGAUCAAAGAGAACACAAAGAAGCUGCUCGUCAAGCCCGGGAAUCUCGACCACCUCGGACAGAGCAUUACGCUCUUGCAGGAAAUCAAGGACUCGGCCCCGAGCGUCGAGGCGCAGUUCGAGCCGCUGCAGCAGAAGUACGACCUCUUGGCCGAGUUUGACGUCCAAAUCUCAGACGACGAAGCGCGGGACCUCGCGGGCUUGCGGCCGCAGUGGGAUGCGUACGAGCUCAUGAUGGUCGAGGCCAACGCGAUGCUGCAAAAGUGCAAGAUGAGCAUGAAGCAGUCACUCCAGGACACGGUCGCGGAGCUGAGCCACCACAUGAUCGAGCUCCGGACCGAGGCGGUGGCGUCAUUGCCCUACUCGGACGUCGAUACGACGUCGGCUUCUGCGCAUGCGACGCUGCUGGCGUUUGAGGCCAAAAUGGAGGCGACGCGGGCGCGCCAGGCUGCGCUCAAGAAAGGUCUCGACAUCUUUGGCAUCGAAGAGUCGCCCAACGAAGACUUUGUCCGAACCGAGAAGGAGCUGGAGCUCUUGCAGACGAUCUGGGCUAUUUACGACGAGUGGGACGGCGUCUGGUCGAGCUGGAAGCACAACGUCUUUACGUCGCUCGACGUCGAGCGCAUGGAGAUGACGGCCGCGCAGUUCUUCAAGAAGAUCUCGAAAGCCGGGAAGGACAUGAAGGAGUGGGCGGUCUGGGCGUCCAUGAAAGAGAAGAUCGACCAGUUCCGCGCGACGCUGCCUUUGAUCCAGGACCUCAAGAACGAAGCCCUUCGGCCGCGCCACUGGGCGAUGCUCAAGGAGGAGAUGGAGAAGUUCUUCGAUGCGACCGCCGAAGACUUUACGCUCGAGAAGGUCUUCUCGCUCGGGUUUCACUUGCACGCCGAGUACAUCUCGACCAUGUCCUCGAACGCGUCCAAAGAGCUCUCGAUCGAGCAGGCGCUGGACGGGAUCGCCGAGCGCUGGAACGGCAUCGACCUCGACCUCGUCGAGUACAAGUCGGUGUACUUCAAGGUGCGGUCGGCCGAAGACCUCUUCACGGCGCUCGAGGACGACCAGGUGCAGCUCUCGACGAUGAAGGCGUCACCGUUCUUCGACGCGUUCAAAGCCAAGAUUUUGUACUGGGAGUCGGCGCUCUCGCACGUCUCAGAGGUCGUCGAGACGCUUCUCGGCGUCCAGCGCUGCUGGAUCUACCUCGAGUCGAUCUUCAUGGCGAGCGAGGACAUUCGGAAGCAGCUGCCACUCGAGUCUGCUCUCUUUGACGACGUCAACCAGGGGUACAUCCGCGUGACGUCGUCGAUGGCGUCGGCCAAGAACGCACUCAAGGGCACGCAUCUCCCCAACACCCUCGAGACGCUCGUCGACAUGCAGGCCAAAUUGGACCAGAUCCAGAAGUGCCUCGACCAGUACCUCGAGACGAAGCGGAUGCUCUUCCCGCGCUUUUACUUUCUCUCGAACGACGACUUGCUCGAGAUCCUCGGCCACCAAAAAGACCCGGACCAAGUCCAAAAGCACAUCAAAAAGUGCUUCGAAGCCAUCAAGUCGCUCUUCCUCUUGUACCCGGGCACGCGUGGCAACCUCACGUUCGAAGCCGCGGGCAUGAACGCGCCGGACGGAGAGCAAGUGCUGUACCUCACCAACGUGGUCGUGGCCGGCGCCGUCGAAAUGUGGCUCUUGCGCGUCGAAGCGGCCAUGGUCGCGUCGCUUCAAAAGCUGUUUGCGGCUUGCCUCAUCGGGUACCGCGGCAAGAAGGACAAGUGGAUCAAGGAGUUUCCCGGCCAGCUCCUCAUCACGUGCGGCCAGACUGCGUGGACCAACGAGUGCAUCAAAGCGCUCAACGACGUCUCCAAAGGCGACAAGAAGGCGCUGAAAACGCUCAAGAAGAAGUGGGUUUCGUACCUCAACAAGCUCGCCGACAUGGUGCGCGGCCAGCUCUCGUCGACCGACCGCAAGAAGCUCGUCGCGCUCAUCACGAUCGAGAUUCACUCGCGCGACGUGAUCGACCGCCUCGUCAAGCAAGCGUGCAAGUCGACCAACGACUUCGAGUGGCUCAUGCAACUGCGUUUCUACUUCAACAAGGACCUCGGCGACCACGGGAUCUGCGAAGUCAAGCAGACAGUCACUUGCCUCCAGUACAGCUACGAGUACCAGGGAAACAACGGCCGCCUCGUGAUCACGCCGCUCACGGAUCGGUGCGUGCUGACCAUGACCACGGCGCUGCACCUCAACCGCGGUGGCAACCCGCUCGGACCGGCCGGCACGGGCAAGACCGAGACGGUCAAGGAUCUCGGCAAGAACCUCGCCAAGUACGUCAUCGUCUUCAACUGCUCGGACGGUCUCGACUACAAGUCGGUCGGGCGCAUGUUUGCGGGCCUCGUGCAGUCUGGCGGCUGGGGCUGCUUCGAUGAGUUCAACCGCAUCGAGAUCGAAGUGCUCUCGGUCGUCGCGCAGCAAGUGCUCACGAUCAUGCAGGCGCUGACGAUGAAGGUCAAGGAGUUCGUCUUCCUCGGCACGAUGAUCCAGUGCAACCACAACAUGGGCAUCUUCAUCACGAUGAACCCGGGGUACGCCGGCCGCACAGAGCUGCCCGACAACCUCAAGGCCCUCAUGCGCCCGUGCGCCAUGAUGGUGCCCGACCUCGCCUUGAUUGCCGAGGUGAUGCUGCAAGCCGAGGGGUUCCGCGACGCCAAAGUCCUCGCCAAGAAGACGACGACGCUGUACGGCCUCAUGAUCCAGCAGCUAAGCAAACAAGACCACUACGACUUUGGGCUCCGAAGCCUAAAAGCCGUGCUCAACAUGGCUGGCGCGCUCAAGCGAGAGGACCCCAACAUGCAGGAAGAGCACAUCCUCUUGCGUGCGCUGCGGGACAUGAACGCGCCCAAGUUUGUCCGCGAAGACGCCGCGCUCUUCAAGCUCCUCCUCGGCGACCUCUUCCCGUCGAUCGAGCUCCCCAUUCCGGACUACGGCGCGCUGCAGAGCGCGAUCCAGCGCGAACUUGUGAGCCAGGGACUCCAGCUGCACCCCAACAUCCUCUUCAAAACGAUCCAAAUGUUUGAGAGCCAAGCGACGCGCCACUGCAACAUGAUUGUCGGUCAGACGAUGGCGGGUAAAUCCACGGUUUGGAAAACGCUCCAGAUGGCCAAGACGCUACUGGCGAAAGAAGGCGUGAGCGGGUACACCCCCGUGCGCGUCCAGGUGCUCAACCCCAAGUCGAUCUCGCUCAACGAGAUUUACGGGGUCUACGACCUUGCGACCUUUGAGUGGAUCGACGGCAUCCUCAGCGCCAUCUUCCGCACGCUCGCGAGCGACGAGAAGCAAGACGAGAAGUGGAUCAUGCUCGACGGGCCGGUCGACACGCUCUGGAUCGAGUCGAUGAACUCGGUCAUGGACGACAACAAGGUGCUCACGCUCAUCAACGGCGACCGCAUCGGCAUGAGCCCGUCCAUGGCGCUCCUUUUCGAAGUCCAAGACCUCUCGGUCGCCUCGCCCGCGACCGUCUCCCGCGCCGGUAUGGUCUACAUGGACGUCGAGGACCUCGGGUGGCGCCCGUACGUCCAGACGUGGCUCGAUACGAGCAUCGCGGACGCCGACGAGCGCGAGUUGCUCAAGACGCUCUUUGAAAAGUACGUGGUCAAACUGCUCGCGUUUCGCCGGACAGACGUCACUGAGCUCAUCCCGGUCGCCGAGUUCAACGGCGUCAAGAGCUUCUGCAACCUCUACAAGGUGCUGGCGACGCCCGAGAACGGGGUCGAGAAGAGCUCCGAGGUCUUUGCGGCCAUGGUCGAAAAGUGGUUUCUCUUCUGCCUCGUCUGGUCAGUCUUGGGCGCCGCCAACGACGACGGCCGCGCCCGCUUUGACGCGUGUCUGCGCGAGAUCGACACGGUGUUCCCGCCCGUGAAAACCGUGUACGAGUUCUACGUCGACCCAAAGACGCGCGACCUCAAGCUCUGGGACGAGAAGCUGCCGACCAACUACCGCGUCUUGCCCAACACCCCGUUCCACAAGAUCAUUGUCCCGACGAUCGACACGCUUCGGUAUGGCUUCUUGCUGCAGACGAUGGUGCUUGGCGGCCUCCACGCACUCCUCGUCGGCGACACGGGCGUCGGCAAAACCACCAUCAUCGAGCGCGAGCUCGAAAACCUCUCGGACACGACCUUUGCGCGCCUCGUCAUGAACUUUAGCUCGGCCACGUCGUCAUCGACGACCCAAGACGUCAUUGAAGCCGUCAUGGAGAAGCGCAGCAUGAACCGGUUCGGCCCCGUCGGCGGCAAGAAGCUCGUGACGUUCGUCGACGACCUCAACAUGCCGACGAAAGAUGAUUUUGGCUCACAGCCACCGCUCGAACUACUGCGGCAGUGGGUCGACUACGGCUGCUGGUACGACCGGAAGAAGCAGACGCUGCGGUACUUUGUCGACAUGCAGCUCGUGGCCGCCAUGGGGCCACCGGGCGGCGGGCGGUCGGUGAUUUCGUCCCGCUUCCAGAGCCGCUUCAACCUCGUCAACAUGACGUUCCCCGAGAACACGCAGCUGCGCAAGAUUUUCGAGACGAUGCUGGUGCCCAAGCUGAGUGAGUUUGACGACGAGAUCAAGCCCCUCGGCGCGCCGCUCGUCACAGCCACCAUCGUGCUCUACCAGACGGUCGAGGCCAACUUCCUCCCGACGCCCGCCAACUGCCACUACCUCUUCAACCUCCGCGACAUGGCCAAGGUCGUCCAAGGUCUCUUGACCGCUGAGAAACUUCUCAUCUCUGGUCGGGACGGCAUGCUUCGGCUCUGGAUCCACGAGGCCCUGCGCGUCUUUAGCGAUCGGUUGACGUCCGCGGCCGACCGUGCGCUCUUCAAGACCAAACUGGACGAGAUCCUCGCGGCGACGUUCCAGACCGAGUGGAGCCGGCUCCUCAACACGCACGCCGAGGUGCUGAAAGAGAGCGGACCGCUCUUCAGCGGGAUUUUGACGCCGUCUGAAGACGACGCGCCCGUCAAGUACGACGAAGUUGACGACGUCAAGGGUCUCAAGCAUUUCGUGGAAGAUCAGCUCGACAACUACAACGUUGAGCCGGGUCUCGUGCCCAUGGACCUCGUGCUCUUUGGUGACGCGCUCAUGCAUCUGCUGCGGAUCUACCGGCAGCUGACGACGCCGCGCGGCAACCUCCUGCUAGUCGGCGUCGGUGGCAGCGGGCGGCAGAGUCUGACGCGCCUCGCAGCCUUCAUUGCGAGCUGCGACCUUUUCCAGAUCGAAGUGACCAAGAACUACCGCCCCAUGGACUUCCACGAAGACAUGAAGAAGCUCUACAACAACACGGGCGUCCAGAACAAGCGGACAACGUUCCUCUUCAGCGAUACGCAGAUCAAGAGCGAGUCGUUCGUCGAAGACAUCAACAACAUUCUGAGCUCCGGCGAGAUUCCUGGUCUCUUUGAGAAGGACGAGCAGAGUACGAUCAUCGACAGCGUCCGGCUCCGAGCGCGCGCGCAAGGCGUGAAAGAGACGAAAGAAGGGCUCUGGGGCUUCUUCAUCGGCGAAGUGCGCCGCAACUUGCACGUGGUCUUGGCGCUGAGUCCGAUCGGAAAAGGGUUUCGCAACCGCGUGCAGCAGUUUCCGUCGCUUGUCAACAACACGACGAUCGACUGGUUUGACGAGUGGCCCCUCGAUGCGCUUCAAGAGGUCGGGAUGAAGUUCCUCGACGAGAAGCGCAUUGCGGCCGAGGCCCAGCGGCCCAAGAUCGCGACGGUGUUUGCAGUCGUCCAUAGCUCGGUCGUGCUCGCAUCGGCGCAGAUGCUCUCGUCGAUGAAGCGGCACAACUACGUCACGCCGACCAACUACCUCGCGCUCGUCAAAGGCUACGUCGAAUGUCUCCUCGAGAAGAGCUCGGCGAUCAUCGAUUCGCGCGACAAGCUCAAGAACGGGCUCGCAAAACUCGAAGAAAGCCGGACGCAGGUCGAAGAGAUGUCCAAGCAGCUCGAAGAGCGCAAGGUGGUGGUAGCGCAGAAGAAUAAGGACUGCAGCGACCUCCUCGUCAUCAUCGUCUCGGAGCGGCGCGUCGCCGACGAGCAGCGCAAGCAGGUCGAAGCCGAGUCCGAGCGCAUCUACAAGGAAGAGGUCGAGACCAAGAAAAUCGCCGACGACGCCCAGAAGGAUCUCGACGAAGCGCUGCCGGCGCUCGCCAAGGCCAUGGCCGAGGUCGACCUCCUCGACAAGAAGGCGAUAGCCGAAGUCAAAGUGUACUCCCAGCCCCCGGAAGCCGUCUCGCUCGUCAUGUGCGGGGUCAUGGUGCUCUUUGGUCUCACGCCGACGUGGGCUGUCGCCAAAGUCAAGAUGAACGACGUCAACUUUCUGCAGCAAAUCAAGACCUUUGACAAAGACUCGAUCCGCGACAAGACGAUCGCCGCGCUCAAAAAGUACACGUCCAAGGAGAUGUUCAAGGCCGACAUUGUCCGCAAGGUCUCGGGCGCCGCCGGAGCGCUCUGCUCGUGGGUGCUCGCGAUGGAAGUCUACUCGACCGUCUUUCGUCUCGUUGCGCCCAAGCGCGAAGUUCUCAAGAAAUCUCAGAACGCGCUCGAGUCCAAGCAAAAGGACCUCCAGCGCGCCAAAGGCAAACUCCAAGAGGUCACCGAGAAGGUCGAGUCGCUCAAGAAGCAGUACGACGACAGCGUGAGCGAGAAGAACGCGCUGCGGGAGGAGGCCGAAGUGCUCGAACUCAAGCUCUCGCGCGCGACGCAGCUCGUGUCCGGUCUCUCGGGCGAGCGCGAGCGCUGGCAAGUGAGCAUCGCGACAAAAGAAGCGUCGCUGCUCAACGUGGUGGGCGAUGCACUCGUCGCGGCAGCGUUCCUCUCGUACGCGGGGCCGUUCGACACGGCGUUUCGCGCGUCGCUCGUGGACACGUGGUCGAACCGGGUCGUGCAGCAGGGACUCCCGCUCUCGCCGUCGUUCCAGUUCACCGACUUCCUCGCCGACCCCACCGACGUUCGCCACUGGAACGCGCACGGACUGCCCCGCGACAACUUGUCAACGGAGAACGGUGUGGUCACGACCCGCGGGAAGCGCUGGCCGCUCAUGAUCGACCCGCAAGGCCAAGGCAACAAGUGGAUCAAGUCGCUCGAGGGCUCCAAGCUCGAUGUCGUCGACCCCAUGAUGAAGGACUUCCUGCGCAAGCUCGAGAACGCCAUACGCUUUGGCACGGCCGUGCUCAUGCAAGACGUGCAGGAGGAGCUCGACCCGAGUCUCGAGCCGAUCCUGACCAAGAGCAUUGUCAAGGUCGGGAACCGCGACAUCCUUCGCAUUGGUGACAAAGAGCUCGACUACAACCACGACUUUCGGUUCUACCUCACGACGAAGCUGCACAACCCCCACUACACCCCCGAGGUCUCGACCAAGACGACGAUCGUCAACUUUGUUGUCAAGGAGCAAGGCCUCGAGGCACAGCUCCUCGGCACGGUGGUGCAGAUGGAAGAGCCCGCGCUCGAAGAGCAGAAGUCCGAGCUCGUCAUCAAGGUCGCGGCCGCGAAGCGCAAGCUCGUCGACUUGGAGAAUGAGAUUCUACGCCUCCUCUCGGCCGCAAAAGGCUCACUCCUCGACGACGAGUCGCUCGUCAACACCCUCAAUGCGUCCAAGACGACGUCGGAAGAAGUGAGUUCGCAGCUCGUCGUAAGCGAAGAGACCGAGCGCAAGAUCGACGCCGCGCGCAUGGGCUACGUCGCGGUCGCCGUGCGCUCGUCGACGCUCUACUUUGUGCUCAACGACAUGACCAAGGUGGACCCGAUGUACCAGUUCUCGCUCGACUCGUACGUCGACUUGUUCAAAGAGUCGAUCGCGAAGAGCCGGUCGGCGCGCCAGACGCUGACGCUGACCGACGACCUUGGCGAGCGCAUCACGGCCAUCAACGAGUACCACACGUACGCCGUCUACGCGUACGCCUGCCGCGGCCUCUUUGAGCGCCAUAAGCUCCUUUUUUCGUUUCAAAUGUGCAUCCGCGUCCUCCAGAGCCUCAAGAAGGUGCCGCUGGACGAGUACGAGUUCCUCCUCAAAGGCGGAAGCGUGCUCGGCCAUGACGAGCGCGUCGCCAACCCGGUUGCCGACUUUUGCCCCGAGAGCACGUGGAACGCAGUCGUGGAUCUCAACCGGCUGCCCCGUUUCCAAGGACUCGUGUCGUCCUUUGAGCAAACGGGCAAGGGCUGGAAGCAGUGGUUCCAAAGCAGCGCGCCCGAGAUCGAGCAGCUCCCGGGCGACUGGGAAGGCAAGUGCAACGAGCUCCAGCGCAUGCUGCUUCUCCGCGUGCUCCGCUCGGACCGCGUGACGAUCCAAGCGUCCAAAUUUGUGGCCACGAACCUCGGCGCGCAGUUCGUGGACCCGCCCCCCUUUGACCUCCGCGCGAUCUACGACAACUCGACGUACAAGACGCCGCUCAUCUUUGUGCUCUCGCCAGGCGUCGACCCGACCAACAACCUCAUGGCGCUCGCCGAGACGCUCAAUAAGAAGGUCGAGAACUGCGCCCUCGGGCAGGGCCAGAGCGGGUUCGCCGAGGCCAUGCUCGCGCGCGGGCUCGAGGGCGGCCACUGGGUCUUCUUGGCCAACUGCCACCUCAUGUUGAGCUGGGCCCCGACCCUCGAGAAGCUCAUCGACAACUACUGCGCGAACCCGAGCGUCAACCCCAACUUUCGGCUCUGGCUCACGAGUGACCCGAAUCCCAAGUUCCCGAUUGCGAUCCUCCAGCGCGGGAUCAAGAUGACGACCGAGCCGCCGCGGGGUAUUCGCGCCAACUUGCUCCGGCUCUACAACACAAUGACGCCGGAGCGAUUUGCGCGCUGCAAGCAGACCAAGAAGUACAAGCGCCUCCUCUUCUGCCUCUGCUGGUUCCACGCACUCCUCCUCGAGCGCCGCAAGUUCAACAACCUCGGCUGGAACAUCCCGUACGACUUCAACGAGAGCGACUUUGCGAUCAGCGAAGACGUACUCGCCAUCUACCUCGACGAGUACGACGAGACGCCGUGGGAGGCCCUCAAGUACCUCAUUGCGCAGGCCAACUACGGCGGGCGCGUCACCGACGACUGGGACCGCCGCUUGAUGCUCGUGUAUGUGGGUCAGUUCUUCUGCGAGGACAUUCUCGAGCUCGAGAUGGCGCCGCUCUCCGAGUCGCCCGAGUACUACGUGCCGGACGACGGCGACCUCGCCACGUACGGUGACUUUAUCCGCAACCUCCCGCUCGAGGACCCGCCCCUCGCCUUUGGCCAGCACCCGAAUGCGCAAAUUGCUUCGCAGAUCGACAAUGGCCGGGAGCUCCUCAGUACGAUUCUGAGCUUGCAGGCCAUGGGCGGCGGCGACGGCGGCAAGGGCACCGACGAGAAGAUCCUGAGCGUCCUCCAGAACCUCAAGGAGAAGGUACCCGACCCGUUCGACCUCCCGACGGUCAAGCUCAACCUCUCGGCGCGCAGCGAUCCGGACGCGCUCAAGACCGUGCUCGUGCAGGAGCUCGAGCGCUACAACAAGCUACUGAGCACGAUCAAGUCGUCACUGAUUGCGCUCGAGAAGGGUCUCCAAGGCCUCGUCGUCAUCACGCCUGAGCUUGAAGGCGUCUCACAAGCGCUACUGCUCGGCGCAGUGCCCAAAGCGUGGAGCUUUUGCUACCCGUCGCUCAAGCCUCUCGGUGCGUGGACGGCCGAGCUCGAGCAGCGCGUCGCCCAGAUGCGCCACUGGGCGCACACGGCGAUGCCGGUCGUCUUUUGGCUCGCGGGCUUUACGUACCCGACGGGCUUCUUGACGGCGCUACUGCAGACGGCAGCGCGCAAGAACGGCGUCUCGAUCGACUCGCUCAACUGGGAGUUCCUCAUCGUCAACCAGCACGAAGACUCGAUUGUUGUCGGUCCCAAGGACGGCGCGUACGUCAAAGGUCUAUUCCUCGAGGGCGCCCGCUGGGACUUUGAGCACGACUGCUUGACCGAGCCGCUGCCCAUGGAGCUCUACUGCGUCAUGCCCAUGAUCCACUUUCGACCAGUCGAGAACAAGAAGAAGGCGGCCAAGGGCACGUACAGCUGCCCGCUCUACAUGUACCCGAUCCGCACCGGCACGCGCGAGCGACCGUCCUUUAUGAUCGCCGUCGAUCUCAAGUGCGGCGCCCAGCGGUCGCCCGACGUGUGGACCAAGAGGGGCACCGCGCUCCUCCUCUCGUUGAGCACGUAGGUAGUAAGUGGAGUAAUCCAACCCUCUGUACAUAGUUCA
Messenger RNA from Saprolegnia diclina VS20, 13587 nucleotides. RefSeq lists its product as hypothetical. Gene Ontology annotation, biological process: microtubule-based movement. Gene Ontology annotation, cellular component: dynein complex. NCBI's taxonomy places the organism in Eukaryota, Oomycota, Saprolegniomycetes, Saprolegniales, Saprolegniaceae. The transcript has 4 exons. Gene Ontology annotation, molecular function: dynein light intermediate chain binding; minus-end-directed microtubule motor activity; ATP hydrolysis activity. The record is from RefSeq and is a predicted model, not a curated record. Bases 25 to 13548 code for a protein of 4507 amino acids.